This is a messenger RNA of Habropoda laboriosa, 2319 nucleotides long. RefSeq names its product NCK-interacting protein with SH3 domain. Gene Ontology annotation, molecular function: protein binding; Arp2/3 complex binding. The record is from RefSeq and is a predicted model, not a curated record. The transcript has 10 exons. Gene Ontology annotation, biological process: endocytosis. Bases 150 to 2033 code for a protein of 627 amino acids. Lineage: Eukaryota; Metazoa; Arthropoda; Insecta; Hymenoptera; Apidae.
CAAAAAAGGAUACCGUGGAAAAAUAAUAUGUCGAGCACGAAUGAAAGUGAAAUUAGUGAACGGUGGUAGGCAGUUCUCCGCCCGUUUACUUCUCACCUGGGCGUUGUCUCCUCGGGAGCGAAUAUCACUUUCCAUUUCGAUUCACGAUCAUGGGUGAUAAUUCCAUGAGGUUAGAGAACUAUGAAGUGCUUAAAGCUCUCUACGAUUUCAAGGCCACAUUCUCGAAAACCCUCAGCUUUCAGGAGGGCGAUUAUUUUAUUUUAUAUCAAACCAAUACCAAGCAAAGAAAUUGGUGGCAAGUGGUUAACAGGGACGGCCAGAUUGGAUAUAUUCCCUCGAAUUAUGUCACCACUGUGAAGGUAUCAUCCCAAGUAUUAAUUGAAUUUUUGGAGGAUUGCAUAGGAAAUGUAAAGACUGAAAUGCAUUUGGACAAGCAGGAUCUUCUUCUAAGAUUAAUAGAGAAGAAGAGACAAGCUGAAGCACACAAGAAGACUAAGAGGCAAGCUCCAAUGCCUCCAGAAUUUGGAAGUACUACCCCUAACUCAGAAAUAUGUUCAUCUCCUAGUAAUACAUCAUAUAUGACGGCACAAACAACUGUGCAUACUAACAAUGAGAAAGAAGAAGCACCAAUUAUUCCACAAUGUCAGCGUGCAUCUAUCAGUGAACAAAGGGUACAAUCACUUCCACGUCAGUCUUCUUCUGAGUCACAAAAGAUUCAAGCAGAAGUUCGUAAGAGCCCUUCUCAGAGCAGUGCUCGACAAACCCCUGUUAAUUCGCCUAUAAAAAAGAAAAGUUCAUUAUGUGAUAUUAAUUCUCAUACGGCUUAUCAGUUACUUGACCAAGUGCGUAGAAAUACUCAGUUAAGCUACGAGAUGUCUAAAGUCGCGGUUACAGUAGUUGUUUCUGGACUGCAACAAUUGUUACCACAGAAUGUGAGCCAUUAUUUCGAUGCAUUAUUGCAUCAGUUGGAAACACCGUUCACGGUGUCGCAAAUGAGCAUAGAGGAAACGUACGACGCUAAUAGAUUGAAAGUAAUUUUUACAGAGCUUACUUCUUGCAAAGAAGAUUCUCAACAGAGAAAUUGGAUGCUUUAUGAAGAUGAAUCUAUUAUUGUUGAUUAUAUAAAGGAACUUACUUCUAUAUUGACAAAUGCGGAUGCAAAUGUAUCUAGAUAUGUUUUGCAACAGAAUCAAUAUAAUGGGGUUAAUAUAUUAAUACAGUAUUAUCAAAUGGAGCCAAGAUGGACAAUUAGACAGUUGCUGUUACAGUCAUUCGGAGUAAUGUGUAGUCUAGAUUCUGUGAUCUUAACCAUAAUGUUAAACAGUGUAUUACCUAUGGAACUGGCAAGAGAUAUGAGGAGUAACCCUAGAAACGUAACAAAAUUAAAUUAUUCAUCAUUAUUACUUACUAUGAUCUUUUCAAUGGGUGAACCCAUGCCAGUUACACAUUUGGAACAAUUAGGUCCGGAUUUUAUUACGUUUAUCUUGGAUUUAAUAGAAAAUCCACCAGAUAUGGAUUUGGAAGAUCAAAUUCCAGACUUGUUUGUGAAUUUAAUAUUAUCCUACAAUUUACAAUUCACAAACUCGGAAAAUAUAGUUCUGAAUGCGUUGAAAGAAAGAACAGUAGCAAAAAGUUUCACUGAAAAAAUUUUACUUUUAUUUAACAGGGAAGAAGAUCCUGUGCGAAUAUUCGAUCAUGAACCACCUCCGCCGCAUUCUGUACUGAAACUGUUUAUCGAUUUGUUUAGCAACGACAUCACGGCAGGUCUUUUUUACACUAACGACGUGAAAGUUCUAAUUGAUAUUAUAUUGCGUCAAUUGUACGAUAUGUUCCCCGGUGAUAAGCGCAGACAAUAUUUGGAACUAUGUCGAAGAGUACUUCGUACCUCCAGCUAUAAUGAACAUAAGUAUCGUUCGGAAGAUUUACUGAAGUGCUUCACGAGAAUAUUCUGCGAGGAGACUGGAGAGAGUCAAGAAGACCAGCAGUCGGUACGCGAAAUUAGUAAUGAAUUUCCGCAUUUGUUUAAAAUGUGACAUUUACUGUCGCCCUGCGGCAAUAAAGAUUUGGAAGAAGAUGAUUUGCAAACUCUCGUGUAAGUAAGGAGGUUGUGGUAUGUACAAUGAGAAGAAACGACGAUGAAACAAGUUACCAAUCAAAAAUAUCUUCUUUAUUUUUCUAAUACUUCUAUUUUGCUCAGCUACCUAAUAUAUCAAGAACGCACACACACACACGAUUCGCAGAACUUUAAACGCAUCAGAUUAUAUUUUUUUCCCGUUUUAAUCUUUCUAGCGAAUGACACUAUUUAUUCUAGGUAAAAAA